AGAUCUAAAGAAAGGGAUGCUCAUACAGAAAUCAUCACAGCAAAUUUGAAUCAAUCAAUACUUGAACCAGAUGAGGAUUAUGAAAACCAGCCAAUUGAAGAGGACUUUGACGCGGAAUUUGAUAAUUUAAUUAAAAGUAUAAAUGACAGCGAAAAUGAAUUAGUAACUUUACCAAUUGACUUAGAUCUUGAGGAAAUUUUGAAAAACAUUCAAGUUACUAUAGAAAAAAGUGAAAUGGACAUCAAUACUAAUAAUAUAUUGAAAAAAAUAGAUCAUGACAAAUACAAUUAUUUCUGCCGUACUGAAUAUGGCAAAAUAUUGACUUUUAUUGGAAAUGUAAAUAUGGAUCCUUCAAAGCCUGUGCCUAGUAAAGUACUAUCUGAUUUAUAUACUAAAGUACAUAAUCACCAGACAAGUGCAGAAUUUAGAAUGCAAUGCUGUCAACUUUUUGAAAAUGAACAGUUUACUCAUGAGCAUGCACACAUUUGCUUUAAUAUUUCAAAUAGCAUCCGUAAUUAUUUGUUAAAUGAAAAAAGUCAAAAUAUUCCUUUGGGAAAUAGAACUUUAUCUGAAAGAUCUGUCAAUAGUGCGUCUGAAGCUAGAGUUAGGUAUGUUGGUGGGUACUGUGUAUCUAAGAUAAGUUAUAAAUAUGCACAAAAGGUCAAGAGUAACAUGUACAGAGUAGAUGAAAAAAGUCAGUCUACAUAUGAUGAAGCCAUACAAGCAACUACUGUUAUAGAUUCAUUAAAAGUUAGUGAAUAUUCUAUAUUAGCCACCACCGUAAAUCCAGAAUCACUUGCAGAUGUUAGUAGGAAACAAGGACAAAAUAGGUCACUUACCAAUAUUCCGGAUAAUUUAUUCAUUUUUUUUAAAAAAAUGACUGCAAAAUGUCUUGAAUUGUUCGUUGACCAAAAUCUGAGUAAAUACGGAAGUGAAACAUUUGAGAAAGUUAAAGACAUUAUAAUGGAAACCAGUGAAUUAUAUGAAAUAUUUCAUGCUUCUGUGCAAGAUAAUAUGUCAUUAAUGACACACCUUCAGGAAAAUAUUGCCACAGAAAAAAAUGAAGAAUUAUUUGAAAGUACUGUUCAAACUGUUUAUAAAAAAGUAGUGAAAUUGUUUUUGUUGGUUAUGUUUAACCAAUUUAGGAAAGACUUAUUAGAGGCCUUUAAUAUUAAAAAGAAAAUGGCCCACCGGAAACAAGUGCAAGUCAGUAAUAAAUCAAAGAAAGAAAAUAAAUCAUCAACUUCUCAAUCACAGCCAACACAAGGUCAAUCAACAACUUCUCAUUUACCCGAACCAAUGCCUUCUACAUCAAAAGAAAAUCCAAAAGGAAAAGGAAAAAGAAAAAGGAGUGCAUUAAAUCUUGAUAUAGAGUCUGACUCUGACAGUGAAGUGUCACCAGAACCAUUACUACACAUGGCACCUAAUUCUCCUGUGAUUGGCACAAGUGACCCUGACGAAGACAACGCAACUUGUAAAGUAUGUUAUUCAAGUUCUGGACAAACAGAUUGGAUUCAAUGUGACAGUUGCCAUGGCUGGUUCCAUCGAAAAUGCGCGGGGCUGCAGCACCAUUUACGUUGGAAAAAAUUCCAACGAAAAGGAGUUGACUUUCAUUGUAAACAGUGUGAAUAGUUUUUCAAACUGCCUGCUAUGAAAACAAAGUGAUUGAAAUUUAAUACAUAAUUGGUCAUGUCAGGCUGAAUUUUAAAUUUAACCAAGAAUUUCUAAGUAAAAAAAGGGGCAUUAUUAUGCAAAAAAGCAAAUCAGAGUUAUGGGACUUGUGCCAAUCAUGUUAGAUAAUCACAGAGAACAAGUAUGUGAAUUUUCAAUCCAUUCCCUUCAGUAGUUAUGGAGAUACCAGCUUACACGCAAAAACUUUACCACUGGGAUGCCGACGCCGACAAAUGGGUGACUGCAUUAGCCUGAUUAUUCUGAAAAUAGUGGAGCUUAAAAUUGGACAGUGUGCUAUAAUUAUGAUAUUUCAUUCAUUCAGUUGAUGUGGAGUUUGAUGCAACACACAAAACUUUAAAUUCAAAAAGGGAUAUGAUUAAGUCAUAAUCUAUGCCAGAGUUGUGAGUCUUGAUUUGUGACCAACAUGUGUGCAAUUUUAAGUAAAUGACUUUGACUUUGGUUGUGUGAAGGCACACCUGAAAUUUACCUUUGGAAUUUUAACCAACUGAAUAUUCAGCUGAUGUAUUUACCGUUCAUAGACGUGCGGGAACCAGAGCGCGACCAAUGAGAUAACGGCUAACAAAAAUACCGAAGCAUGCGCAGAAAUACCCAGAAAUUUUGCAAAUGGCUUCCCGGGAGAAUGACAGGUGAAAAUAUCCGGAAAGAAGGUUAGUGUCACUUAGUUACUGCUGUUUCAGUUAAAAAUGCAUGAAAUUGUUAAAGAGUUUAAUAAGAUUGAUUGAUAGAAUGCGGUAACUACUGCAUUUUGUACGUUUAUCAGUGGUUUUACACGUGAGUUAAAAGUGAAAGUACCAGCGGUCAGAUCACUGUCGAGUAACGUUUUCGGCCAGUAUGACGUUAAAUAGUUCUGAAACAGUAGAAAAUCACCGGAUGACAGUUUGAAAUUCAUAGAGAGUGGUCAAUUCUGUAACGUUUGGUGUAUACAAGUAUGAAAUUGAUGAAAAAUUGACUUAGCAAUGAGCGGUUAACGAUGAUGACUGUAUGUUUUGGAGAAAUGAGUUGUAUACCUUUACUAAAUAUAUAUAUAUCAUUUUUAUAUUUUUUGGGGGGAUUGAAGGAAAUUGAUUUUAUAGUAUAUAUCAAGAAGUAAAACACAUUUUAUUUGAAAAAAUAAUGCAUUUGACAUUUUUAAGA
Molecule: messenger RNA, 2826 nt
Organism: Ruditapes philippinarum (Manila clam)
Lineage: Eukaryota; Metazoa; Mollusca; Bivalvia; Venerida; Veneridae
Biological process (GO): DNA repair; telomere maintenance
Molecular function (GO): ATP hydrolysis activity; DNA helicase activity
Source: RefSeq, a predicted model, not a curated record